Ostreococcus lucimarinus CCE9901 is the source of this 108-nucleotide messenger RNA. It is a transcript of the gene smo1, whose product is annotated as Conserved small cysteine-containing protein of unknown function. Bases 1 to 108 code for a protein of 35 amino acids. NCBI's taxonomy places the organism in Eukaryota, Viridiplantae, Chlorophyta, Mamiellophyceae, Mamiellales, Bathycoccaceae. The transcript is spliced from 2 exons. The record is from RefSeq and is a predicted model, not a curated record.
AUGAUAUGCAUUGGAGGCGUUUGCAUUCCUUAUGCCGCUAUGAUACCAAUGCUAAUCAACUUUUUCCGUUAUCUGCGUACAUUAUUUUGGACUCGUGUCGGCCGUUGA